GCACUGUACCACUUUAGCACUUCUGCUAAAGUGGUGUCAAACACUGGGUCUGUCUGUGUGUGCGCGCGUGUGUGUGUGCCUCUCUAUGAGUUCUCAUAAGCCAACUCAGCUCUGAGGGACAUUGUGAUUAAGCGGUUGAAGUGAUCUCAUUGACAUUUCAGAUUAGCACUCUCUACAGGGCUCCCCUGCCUUGUCUCCCUGCAAGGGACUCUGUCACUGAUAUAGGAUUAAGAUAGAACUUUAAGUGAGGAUGAUGAUGGUCAGCGACGACUGUUUGGUGGAGUGUAAGAUUGAUGAUGAUGACAGUGAUGCGGACAGUGGAGGAGAAGAACAAAUAAACACGCCUCCUCCUCCUCCAGAGUUUGCAUCCAAAGCCGCAACUCCAGUGCCCAAACCUCCGAUCCCUCCCACAGCCCCUGCUACACCUACGCCCACCUGUCCUGUCAACAGGGACCCUUAUGGCAUCAACCAGCACCUCAAGGUGGAGGUCAGUGACGUUCUGGCAGAGCCCGCCACACCUCGUAGCAUUGAACAAGUGUGGUUUUACAGUGUUGUUGGUUUCGAGAGGGCACGUAUCUGGACGUACCGCUGCCUCUCCUUGCUGCUUGCUGUGCCCUUGGCUCUUCUGUGUGGUAUUUCCCUGGCCAUUCUUGCCUGUCUACAUGUCUGGUUUGUGGUGCCUUGCGUACAGCUGAGCAACACCUUCCUUCCAUGCCUGCGCUCCUUGUGUAUGUGUACUGUGAAUACUUUUAUCUCUCCCUUCUGUACGUCUCUUGCUCUCUGCUGCAGUCAAAUCGCCAUUUCACUGUCGAACAAGGACUGGCACCAAAUGAAAGACAAAGAGACUGUAUGAAUGUGAGACAUAACAAGUGAGUGAGUGAGUGAGUGAGUGAGUGAGCGAGGGAGGGAGAGAGAGAGAGAGAGUUAGAUAACUUCAUUUAAAUUUGAUGUAUUUUUGUUUUUUUUAAUUGGCAUGGUUCUGCAACAUUGUAUGUUAAUGCUAUUUGAUAUGUUUUCUACAUGUAAAGCCAAUUCAUACACAACAUAUUAUUAUUGUAGUUAUUUAAAAAUUGUA
Messenger RNA from Perca flavescens (yellow perch), 1075 nucleotides. RefSeq names its product caveolin 4b (gene cav4b). Lineage: Eukaryota; Metazoa; Chordata; Actinopteri; Perciformes; Percidae. Gene Ontology annotation, biological process: regulation of cytosolic calcium ion concentration; caveola assembly; cell differentiation. Gene Ontology annotation, molecular function: molecular adaptor activity. The transcript is spliced from 4 exons. The record is from RefSeq and is a predicted model, not a curated record. The coding region runs from base 251 to 853 and encodes 200 amino acids. Gene Ontology annotation, cellular component: focal adhesion; sarcolemma; caveola.